GGACGAGCAGGGAGGCGAGCAGCCGAGGGGGAGCCGAGUCCUAGGGAGCACGCUCCUUUUCCGUCGCCCAUGCAAGAAAGGGAACAAAAGCCAAGAUAAAAGCAUCAUAAAAAUGAUGCCUUCUCCUCGAGACAACCGUCCGUCCGCUCCAUGAGUGUUGGCGAGGGUUUUCACCGCCGUCUCUUCUGCGGGGGAUCGUGCUGCCUGAGUCCGUCCUGAGCCUCCACACCGCCGGGCGAUGACAGCGCUUACAGCCACUCCGCACAUGAUGAGAGACCGGCUGCUGCAGGCCAUCGACGGCCAAAGCAAUCAGAUACGCAACAUGGUUGUGGUUAUGGAGGUGAUAUCUUAUUUGGAGACUUAUCCUAUCACCAAAGAGACACUGGAGGAAACCCGCCUUGGGAAGCUUAUUAAUGAUGUACGAAAGAAAACUAAGAAUGAGGACCUGGCAAAGAGGGCCAAGAAGCUUCUGCGGAACUGGCAGAAGCUGAUUGAGCCAGUGAAGGGUGAUUUGCUUUCUAAAGGACUCACUUGUUCAUCUUGGUCUUCCAAGGUUAGUGCCAAUUCCUGCACUCCAGCAGUCACCCCUUUAUCUGGUAAAACAGGCCCAGAGCUGAAGAGCAAAAAUGAUUUUAACAAUUGCUUUCCAAAAGUGGAAAAAACAAAGAGGAAAUGCACUGAUGACCAGAAGGAAGGACAGUUUCCACCAGCAAAGAUUCCUAAAACCACUCUCAAUGAUAAAAUACAAAACUUAAAUCAGCUGCCAGCCAAUGGACUAAGUGGUAAUGUUGAAAAACUUACCAAUAUCUGUGCGCAUCCUCCUUUAGACAGAGACAUUUCUGAGACUCUGGAUAGUAAAAAGCUGAAUAAAAUCCCUGUUCAUGCUGUAAAACCUCAUCCAAGUGCCCCGGGAUGCAGCAAGCUUCCUAGCACCUCUUCUUUGAUAAAAGCAUCGGUUCGACAACAGCAAGUCAGACAAGACCAAGCUGCCUCUCGUAUGGAGUAUCAUCCUCGAAACCAUCCCUGUCCUUCGCGCAGCCCUCACACUCCAAAGCAGGAAGCUGCUGUGGAAUAUCCUGCAGCUCAAACACGGAAUAUUCACAGUGUCGGUGUGAAGGCUGGGAUUGUGGAUGCACCUGAGCUUGGGGUGUCUGCUCAGCCUUUCAGUGAGUGUGUUCAGGGUAUCCAGACUGCAGAUUUGGAUUCUCAGAGCAAGUUUUCCAGUACAUCUUCUCACAACUCCACUGCAUCCUCUUGUAGGGAAGUGUUUACUUUAGAAGGUCAGAAUUCUGCUACAAAUACAGAGAGAACAAAAAGACGGAAAUACAAGCCUAAAGAUUCUGUGUUGAAUUUAGAUGGACACAGUGUAGAAGAUUGCACCAAACCAGUCAGAUUAAAAGACAGAAGACUCACAUUUGAUCCCGUAACGGGGCAAAUCAAAUCCUCCGGCCAUAAGGACUCUUUCCAGGAGUGUGAGCUCGCACCGGGCCACAGACCUGAACUGCUGAAUCAUAAACAAUCAAUACCUCCCAGUCCCUUUCAUCAGACUGACUGGAAAGAGUUGUCAAGGAGUGAAAUUAUCCAGUCAUACCUGAACCAGCAAAGCAACGUGUUGACAUCGUCAGGCACCCACGCCCCUGGAGCACACUUUUUUAUGUCAGAAUUCUUGAAAAAAGAGGAAUACCAGAUUAAAGACACCAAGAAAACCCACGUAUUGGCUUCAGAAGUUCCUCCCAAAGAACUGCCAGGGAUUAGCCGAGAAGUCAGCAACGAAGACCUGAAUAGAUUACACUCUGAACGUUGGUCUGGAGUUAAUGGUUGCUAUGACACAAAAGGUAUCUGGUAUGACUGGACGGAGUGUAUAUCCUUAGACCCACAUGGAGAUGAGAGCAAACUGAACAUACUGCCCUAUGUCUGUCUGGAUUAAAACUGAGGUUGGGGUUUCCUUGUUGUAAGUUGUAACUUGCCUUUGCUGUGGAGCAGAGCAGCUCUGGGUGUGUGAAGUCUCUCCUUCAAGCUGUGUUGUGUUACUGUCGGUGAAUAUGAAAUACAUAUGCUGUUUGCCUGUGCUCCUAUUAGAGCACGGGAGGUGAAAUCAGGUGUUGCCCUCUAUUUUGUGAACGUUGUAUGAGAACAGUUUGUUAGGAAGGGAAAAGCUAUGCAUUUUUCAUACCAUUGGUCUGUUGGCAUUUAAUAAAUGUACUGCUUGUAUUUACAAGAUGCAUAUAGGGGCAGCUCCAAUAUGUCACACAUUUUAUUCGUCUUAAGUUAAUGUUAUCCUAAAGCCUUGUGGACUGUGAAAUAACCUUAUUUCCUGCUUCCAUGCACAGUUGAUCGAGGGCAUUAUUUUUACUAUAAAUCGUAUCAGUUAAAAGAGCAAUGGCUAAAUUUGAACAGAGAUCUCCCUACAGAUGCCACCUUUGCUUCUGCAUCUUAAUUAAAGCAUGUUAUCUGUUAAAGCUGGAAUGAUCACUUUUUUAGAAAAAAAAAGUGAUCAUUAACAAUGGUAUGUUGCUAGUAUCAAUUACAUUUUUGAAGACCUCCUUUAAAACGAAUGUUCCUAUCCUGUUUGCCACAAAGAGCCAACAAAUCAAUCGGAAAACGAUUCAGUAUUUUUCUUGUUUGCCAUUAACACAAAGGUAAUAUGAGUUUUUGGUGAGACGGGGGGAAAAGUUCUAGCUUUCCAGAUAUAAUUGUACAAGCUGAUGAAGAUGUCCUACAAGAUAUUUAUUAAUAUUUUCAACGUUUAACCAUCUUUUUUGAGAGGUCUUUGUCCAGAAUUGGUGUAAUGAUACGUCAGUGAUGCUGCAUAUUCCCUGUCGAUGCCACCGACAUACUGUACUUUAUUCAGAAAAAAAGUUGACGCUCUAUAUUUAUGUACUUAUUUUUAAUAUUGCCUUUUCCAUUUAGUUUUUAUGAAGUAGAUUUGUAAAAUGUGAAUUGGAAGGGCCAAGCAGAUUGUGCUUGCUUACACCCUUUCAUCUUUGGACUGGCUGGGAGAACUGAGAUACAAACUGAGAAGCUGGAUAAAGUACUUAAUAGCAUUCCUUUAGAUAUUGUUUGCCUUAUGGAAACCAGCGUUUCCCCUGAAGACAGAGCCUUAGUGAAUGGAUGGGUGUUAAACUUUUGUGUUCAAUUGAAUGCAGAAGAAAAGAUUUGCUACCUAGUCCAAUAAAUGGACAUGUUAAUAUAUGUUAAUAAAAAAAGUG
Messenger RNA from Cololabis saira (Pacific saury), 3209 nucleotides. RefSeq names its product mediator of RNA polymerase II transcription subunit 26-like. The transcript has 3 exons. Gene Ontology annotation, biological process: positive regulation of gene expression; regulation of transcription by RNA polymerase II. Gene Ontology annotation, cellular component: nucleus; core mediator complex; mediator complex. The coding region runs from base 239 to 1927 and encodes 562 amino acids. Lineage: Eukaryota; Metazoa; Chordata; Actinopteri; Beloniformes; Belonidae. Gene Ontology annotation, molecular function: transcription coregulator activity. The record is from RefSeq and is a predicted model, not a curated record.